Molecule: messenger RNA, 2916 nt
Organism: Salvelinus fontinalis (brook trout)
Lineage: Eukaryota; Metazoa; Chordata; Actinopteri; Salmoniformes; Salmonidae
Exons: 2
Coding region: 135-587 (150 amino acids)
Molecular function (GO): RNA binding
Source: RefSeq, a predicted model, not a curated record
CUUCUGUACUAUGUGUGUGCGAGUUUGUUGUGUUUCGGAUAGAAAGUGAGCCUGGUUUCCAGCUGAGUGCUUGCUCUCUCUCUCUCUCUCUGUGUGUGUGUUGUCAUUAUUAUCCAGUCUGCUCCCAGCUCAGAAUGGCCAGAUUCACUCAGACUGAAACAAGAAGGCAGCAGCAACCACAGCAGCCCCAUCCCGCUCACACCAGCCUGGUUUUCACUGGACCUGGGGCAACACCGAUCCAACAACCACUACUACUUAUUCCUCACCAGCACCAGUACUCUCAGAUCAUAUUUCCUAAACCCAUGAACGGGUCAGAAUCCAUUUCAAUUCAUCCGGAGAGCGGCAACAUGAAAGACCAAGAUGCCAUAAAGCUGUUUAUCGGGCAGAUACCGCGGAACCUAGAGGAAAAAGACCUGAAACCUCUAUUUGAACAGUUUGGGAAAAUCCACGAACUGACUGUUCUGAAGGACCGAUACACCGGCAUGCACAAAGGCUGCGCGUUCCUCACCUACUGCGCCCGCGAGUCGGCUAUCAAAGCCCAGAACGCCCUCCAUGAACAGAAAACACUGCCAGGGGUAAGUCUCUAACCACUUCACCACCAUGCCAUCUGAACACAGAAAACACCACCACCCACCACCUACCAGCCUACUCCAACCCGCUUCAGCCCCAGAGAUAAAAAUAAAUAAAAACUUUGGAAAAUGAUUCAAUCAAUAAUCCAGGCUUUUAAGGGCCGGUUUGAACUGUUUAAUGUGUCUGUUCUCCAGGGAAUAUAGCCAGCAUUGAUCAGAUGCACUCCACUCGCACUUUCUGAGGCAAUGCCAUCAAAUGUCAAUUCAUUUGUUCUUUGCAUUUGCUCAAAUUGGUCUCUUUACAAAAGGCUUAGUGAGUCAUUGUUGUUUACUUAGACGAAGGGGAAAACAGAAAUUAUAUGCACGAGGGAUGAAAGGGACAAUUUGAAAAUAGGAAAGGGCACUGUGUGUGAGUGUGAGAUAGGAUUUCUGCCUUUAUAAACAAAAUGUGUGCAUAUCUGUGCACGGUAUGCGUGCGUGUUUAUGCACUGUAUCUGUGUGUGUAGUGUAGUGUGUGCAUCUCUGUGUUUGUACACAGUGUGUGUGUGUGUGUGUGUGUGUGUGUGGGAGUAGUCCUCUUACCAUUUCCCCCACUAUGGCAGAUAGCAAGUGACAAGGACAUCGUCAGCAUCAGUAGUCGAGCGGAGUAGAGCCGGGUCUGCUACAGAGACAGCCUGGCUCAACAUUACCGGGUCAGAAGAACAUCACAGAUAGACAGACCAACCCCCGUCUCUGUGGAAUAAUACAAGAAGGAGCCUAGCCAAAAGGCACAUGUUUCACAUUAAACAUGCAAAUACUAACACUGCAAACUUUGAACAUUUCUGGCGCUUUUCUCGAAAAACAAGUUGUUUCUUUUAUCCUUCAAAUUUGCCAAGCUCCAGCCUGGAGGGCUUUUUUUCUUCUUAAAGAGCAUAAAACAUAUUUUUUUUAAAGAAGUUGUUCUUUGAGAGAACGCCAAGGGAUGCGUUCACGGUAGGCUAUAACUGUGUUUAGCAGUGCGUUAAAGAGAGGGGGAUUAUUUCCCAGCUCAUUCCGCCCUGCUCGUAGUCCCCUCCAUCUCGCGGAGUCGCUAAUUGCGCCCCCUUGCCUGCCUGGGAGGGCAUCCGUCAGGGUUGACCCACCACUGGGAUUAAACGGCGAGAUGUGGAUGAAUGUAUAAAUGAGGGGUACGGUGGCACCGAGGCUGGGAGGGAAAACACAGUAUCCAAACCAUCUGGCCGCUGAAAGAUUUAACAUCCACAACAUAUUAAAGAACACCAUGCCAUGUCAGGGAGAAUGAACAGCCCUGUGUAACUCCUCAACUCCAUUCUCUGCAUGUAUGUUUGUUAUAUUAUGCAUCUGUUUGUCUUUGCUGGUAGACAUGUUACAGUUACGGUACACAGACACAUGCAUUAAAUGAUAAUCAAGCACUUAUAUUGGGGCAUCCAACAAAACAAUGUCAUCCAACAAACUACGCUACCCAUACAAUCCCCAGAAACAGAAUGCAUUCUGGGUUCGUAUGAGCCUUGUAGGGUCUUCCCCACUAAUAUCCUACACUGUACUGUAGGACACUGGUACUUCUCCAGAAACCAAACCCUUCACCUGCCCGACAUGGAGUUUUAAUUCCACCGAGUAUCACUUCUACUCAUGGUGAAUACACACAGGGUAGCAUGGCGGUGCCUUCCCCUCUCCCUACUGUGCUGUGAAACAGUUACCCGUUCUCCUGCUCUAGCCCCGUGGAGACCCCCUGCCUCCUCUCUUCCUGAGACAUAACAUGUCACCCAAAUAGAACAGGCAGACAUUGCCGUGUGUCAGACCCCACCGAGACACACAUACGCAGGUGCAACAACACAGGUGCCCCCCCAACAGAGCGCGAGAUUCCCCUGUGGAAAACGAGGAUCAGAUGGGUGGUCGGAGGUAUAGCUACACCAGCUACGCUCAACAGUGUUUCUGUACUGCCUCCGGUAGUCACGACGACAACGUAGAAACACAGGCCUGCGGGAACAACACAGACACUAUCACAGCUCCAGCCACUGUACCAGUACUGGGAACACACUGCUACCAUCAAUCCAUCAGAGACGUGCUCCAUCUAGUGUACUCAGAACAGAGAGGAACCGAUAGUAGCAUGUCUGUUUUCAUGUUCUGGAAAUGGAGACAGGGCCAUGGACAGAAAUAGAGCGAGAGAGAGAUAGAGAGAGGGGAUGAUAAAGGGAUAGAUGAGUGAGACAACGUGUGUAGUAGAUAUGUUGUAGUGUAGCAGGCUGGCUGUGCUCAGUGCAUUGUGGAUUGUGUUCUGUGGGCUGGAAAAGCUUCUCUCCGCUCAGUGGCCUCUCGCCAGCCAGCCAUCAAGUCAAACAGCCAGCCAGCC